AUGGCGGCUGCAGAGGGACCGGAGGCUCGCUGUCCGGACGAGUCUUCAGACAGUGAGCCGGAGCAGGAGCCCGGAUCCCUGCAGAAACUCAUCCGGAAAGUUUCCACGUCCGGACAGAUCCGCAGCAAGACGGUGCUGAAGGAGGGUUUUCUGCAGAAACAGACAAACUCCUUCCAGCGCUGGAAGAGACGCUACUUCAAACUGAGAGGACGAACGCUGUACUACGCUCAGACCGCCAAGUCGAUCAUCUUUGACGAGGUGGAUCUGACGGAUGCCAGCGUCGCCGAGUCGAGCACCAAGAACGUCAACAACAGCUUCACCGUCAUCACCCCUUGCAGGAGACUCACUCUGGUAGCAGACAGCAGGAAGGAGAUGGAGGAGUGGAUGGCAGCGCUGCGCAGCGUGCAGAACACACACAACUACGAGUCCACUCAGUAUAGCAUGGAUCACUUUAGUGGGACUCAUAACUGGUUCGCCUGCUCUCACGCCCGACCAACGUACUGCAAUGUCUGCAGGGAGGCUCUUGGGGGGGUCACCUCCACCGGCCUGUCCUGUGAAGUCUGUAAGUUUAAAGCCCAUAAGCGCUGUGCAAUCAGAGCCACUAACAACUGUAAGUGGACGACACUGGCUUCCAUCGGGAAGGACAUCAUCGAGGACGAGGAUGGGGUCUCCAUGCCUCACCAGUGGUUGGAGGGGAACCUCUCUGUGUCGGCGAAGUGUUCAGUUUGUGAGAAAACGUGCGGCAGCGUCCUGAGGCUGCAGGACCUGAAGUGUCUGUGGUGCAAAGCUAUGGUGCAUGCGGUUUGUAAAGAUCAGCUGUCCUCUAAAUGUCCUCUGGGUCAGUGCAAGGUGUCCGUCAUCCCCCCUACAGCGCUGAACAGCAUCGAUUCUGACGGGUUCUGGAAGGCAUCCUGCCCCCCCUCCUGCACCAGUCCACUGCUGGUCUUUGUGAACUCUAAGAGUGGAGACAACCAGGGGGUGAAGUUCCUGCGACGUUUCAAACAGCUGCUGAACCCGGCACAGGUGUUCGACCUGAUGAACGGGGGGCCACACCUAGGUCUGCGUCUGUUCCAGAAGUUUGACACCUUCAGGAUCCUGGUGUGUGGAGGGGACGGCAGCGUCGGCUGGGUUCUGUCUGACAUCGACGCUCUGACGCUGCACAAACAGUGUCAGCUGGGGGUUCUUCCUCUGGGCACCGGGAACGAUCUGGCCCGGGUUCUGGGUUGGGGUUCAGCCUGCGACGACGACACGCAACUGCCUCAGAUCCUGGAAAAACUGGAGAGAGCCAGCACCAAGAUGUUAGACAGGUGGAGUAUUAUGGUCUAUGAGACCAAGUUUCCACAGCAACACUCAGCCUCCACAGUGGACUGCAGCGAUGACUCAGAGGUACAGGAGAUUCUCACCUACGAGGACUCAGUGGCAGCUCACCUGUCCAAGAUCCUGACCUCAGACCAGCACUCUGUGGUCAUCUCCUCUGCCAGGGUUCUGUGUGAAACGGUAAAGGACUUUGUGGCUCGGGUUGGUAAAGCUUAUGAAAAGAACAGAGAAAGCUCAGAGGAGUCCGAGGCCAUGAGCAAAAAGUGUGUUGUGUUGAAGGAGAAGCUGGACUCGCUGCUGAAGACUCUGAGUGAGGAGUCUCAGGCCUCUCCCCCACCCCACCCGGCCCCUCCCCCCACCAUCGCUGAGGAGGAGGAGGGAGAUCUGCCUCCUCUUCAUCAUCUUAAUCUUCAUCAUCCUCCUCCUCACUGCUCCCCGAGGACCAGCGCUGCAGCUGCCAUCUUCAAACCCCGAGAGCAGCUGAUGCUGAGAGCCAACAGCCUGAAGAAGGCCAUCAGACAGGUCAUCGAGCACACCGAGAGAGCGGUGGACGAGCAGAACUCUCAGACCCGGUUCUCUCUCGGGGGGGAGGAGGGUCUGAUGGAGGAGGAAGAGGAGGAUAAGAUGUCUCUGCAGUCGUCCUGCAGUGCCAAGAGGUCCCACAGAGUGAGUAAGACGCCUUGUGAGAAACUGAUCAGUAAAGGCUUCCUGUCUACUGGCAGCUCUUCAUCACUUCCUGUGCAGACAGGAAGUAGGGAGAACAUGCUGAACUCAAAGAUCCUCUAUCCAGGUCUCUCCAGCAGCUCUGUUAUCAGUCGUCUGUUCGUGAACGCUGACCCAUUCAGCUUUGACCCUGAGAACAUGGACUGCUACACAGAGAAGUGUGUGAUGAACAACUACUUUGGGAUCGGUCUGGACGCUAAGAUCUCUUUGGACUUCAACAACAAGAGAGACGAACACCCCGAGAAGUGCAGAAGCCGAACUAAGAACUUGAUGUGGUACGGAGUACUGGGAACCAAAGAGCUGCUGCACAGAACCUACAAGAACCUGGAGCAGCGGGUUCUGCUGGAGUGUGACGGCCGUCCCAUCCCCCUCCCCAGUCUGCAGGGCAUCGCUGUGCUGAACAUCCCGAGUUACGCCGGAGGAACCAACUUCUGGGGAGGAACCAAAGAGGACGACACGUUCACCGCCCCCUCCUUCGAUGACAAGAUCCUGGAGGUGGUGGCUGUGUUCGGGAGCAUGCAGAUGGCCGUGUCCCGAGUCAUCAACCUGCAGCACCACCGCAUCGCACAGGUACUACCUUCAGAGAGUUCCCGUUCUUCUUCUGUGGUAAAUGACGUGUGGGGGGAGGGGUGGGUUCAGGUCCCGGUUUAUGUAAACAUGAUGCACAUGUACUACACACGUACUAAAACUGUGUCACGUUUCUACACACGUAUCAAUGCGUUUGAAAGCACCCUGAAGUCCUGGGAGAACAAACAGAGGUGUGAGUUCCCCCCCCCUCAUCCCCCACUCUCCUCACAGCCAGAGAUCCUCUCAGAAGAAGAGGCGUCACUUGUCAGCGAGUUCGGACGGGCAGCCGGGGCACUCAUACACAGUAUCCGUGAGGGGGCUCAGUCCCACCCCCCCCUGGAGCAGGAACUGGCUCACGCAGUCAACGCCAGCUGCAAGAGCAUGGACCUGGUGUACGCCAAGAGCCCCGAGGCUCUGAGCUGCAGUCUGGUUCUUCAGAUGGUCGAAGACGUCAAAGCUCUGCUCAGUGAGACGGAGCUUCUGCUGGCCGGGAACAUGUCCAUGCAGCUGGACCCCCCCCAGCAGCAGCAGCUGGACUCUGCUCUGCUGUCUGUGGAUCAGCAGCUCAGACGGCUGGCCGACGUCCCCUGGAUGUUCCCUGCCAUCGAGGGUCCCCUCACUGAUUUCUCUAAACGGAGUCGCAGUGCGAAGUUUCGUCUCGUCCCGAAGUUUAAAAAAGAAAAAAACAACAAGAACAGAGAGACAUCUACCUGUCUGUCUCUACCAGUUCAUCAGUGGGGGACAGAGGAGGUGGGUGUCUGGCUGGACUUCCUGUGUCUCUCAGAGUAUAAAGACAUCUUCAAUGGACAUGACGUCCGCGGAGCUGAGCUCAUCCACCUUGAGAGGAGGGACCUGAAGGACCUGGGUGUGACGAAGGUGGGUCACAUGAAGAGGAUCCUGCAGGGCAUCAGAGAGCUGAACAGGAACAGCAGCGCCAGCGAGGCCUGAGGAGAUUCCUCCUGGAUAAUAUGUGAUACCGGUCUGUGACAUCUGAAACUCGCUGUGAUUGGAUGGGGCUCGGUGGUCAGAACCAAUCAGCUGAUCCGGAAUGCCUAAACAUGAAUCGACCAGCAGUGAGCACUGAGCAACAACCCAUAACUAAAGAGCAUCACUUCAUCAUUAUUAACAUAACAUUUAUUACCAUUAUUAUUAGUAUGAACAGAGUGGCCUUAAUGUGACUUCUGCAUAUCUUCAGGGAACAGUGAACCCAGAGCCGGUUUAGGGUCCAUAUGGACGAUAUUACCCCAAUAUACUCUCUGCUACAGACUACAGUUGAUUACAGUGGUUAGAAACCUCUCCAUGACUACAGUCGAUUACAGUCGUUAGAAACCUCUCCUCGACUACAGUCGAUUACAGUCGUUAGAAACCUCUCCAUGACUACAGUCGAUUACAGUCGUUAGAAACCUCUCCUCGACUACAGUCGAUUACAGUCGUUAGAAACCUCUCCAUAACUACAGUCGAUUACAGUCGUUAGAAACCUCUCCAUGACUACAGUCGAUUACAGUCGUUAGAAACCUCUCCAUGACUACAGUCGAUUACAGUUGUUAAAAACGUCUCCAUGACUACAGUCGUUAGAAACCUCUCCUCGACUACAGUCGAUUACAGUCGUUAGAAACCUCUCCAUGACUACAGUCGACUACAGUCGUUAGAAACCUCUCCAUGACUACAGUCGAUUACAGUCGUUAGAAACCUCUCCUCGACUACAGUCGAUUACAGUCGUUAG
Eleginops maclovinus (Patagonian blennie) is the source of this 4330-nucleotide messenger RNA. Its product is annotated as diacylglycerol kinase delta-like. Gene Ontology annotation, biological process: diacylglycerol metabolic process; lipid phosphorylation; intracellular signal transduction. The record is from RefSeq and is a predicted model, not a curated record. Lineage: Eukaryota; Metazoa; Chordata; Actinopteri; Perciformes; Eleginopidae. The coding region runs from base 1 to 3555 and encodes 1184 amino acids. Gene Ontology annotation, molecular function: protein homodimerization activity; protein heterodimerization activity; ATP-dependent diacylglycerol kinase activity. The transcript has 32 exons.